AUGAUUGGGAUAAACCAUGAUUUUUUGUCUGCAAACUUUGUUGGAUAUCCGAUGGAAGAAAAAAAAACAUUGUGUUACGAAGAUUUUAAUAUUAAUAAAAAAAGAACAUCUCCUUUAAAAUAUAACAAUUUUAACAAUUAUGAGUACUUAAAAGAAUUAGACGAUCUUCGGGAAUAUAAAAGAAUAACUUCCCAAAAAAUAAAAAAGUAUGAAAGUUCUAUAUAUUCAUAUAAGAAUCAAUUAAGAAAUGUAAACAAAAAAAAACUCGAUGGAGGAAAAAUAAAUUUAAAAUUAAUAAACAUAUUUGUUAAUAAUAUAUGUGAUAUAAUAGAAUACCUAUGUUCUGAUAUAAAUAAAUCAGUCUUAUCCGUUCUUCCUUUCAUUCAUACCAUAUUGAAUACAAGUCCCAUCAGAGAUAAGAAAAUAUACCAGUGUUCCAAAUUAAUACAUAUAACUUUAACCCAGUUGAAGUGUAAAAAUGUAGUGAAUGAUAAAGAUGAAAUUCUUAGAGAAGAAAACGAAAAGGACUAUGAUUUAAGGACCCAUAAAUUAGACGAUUUAGAAUGGUUAGCUUGUGAAACUAAUGAUAAAGGUUGGUUAGCUAUUAGCGACAGAUGGGAAACAUGUCCCAAGGAUUUAAAAUGGUUAUGUGUAAAAAGAAAUAAUAGAUCGUGGAUAUUAUAUCGUCAUAUAUGGGAAAAUAGUUCAGAUGAUUUGAAAUAUAUAGCUAUAUUGUUUGAUGAUAAAAAAUGGCUACAUUUAUAUAAAAUAUGGAAGCUGAUUCCUUUAAGUUUAAAAUUUAAAGCGAUAAAUUCAAGGGAUGUAAAUAUUUGUAAACCAUCAUUAAGUGAAAUUAUUUUUAAUGAUAUUUAUAGUAAUAAUAUUUAUAAUAAUGAUAUUUAUAAUAAGGACAUUUAUAAUAAGGACAUUUAUAAUAAGGACAUUUAUAAUAAGGACAUUUAUAAUAAUGAUAUUUAUAAUGAUAAAAAAUUUGUGAAUAUAAAUUCAUAUGAUUCAUCAUCUAUAAAAAAUAAUUAUAGAACUAGUAGUAUGAUGGGAAAUUAUUACUUAAGAUAUAAUAAUAUGAAUAUGUAUAAAAAUUAUAUGGAUAAAAAUAUAUUGUCAUCAAAAUUAUAUGAGAACAUGCAAAAAAGAGAGGAUGCCUUAGAAGAAUCUUUAAAAUAUGAUUUAUAUAAAGCACAAAAGAAAAAAAAAGCUGAUGAUAGUAAUAAGGAUGAACAUAUAUUGAAACACACAAAUACAAAAAAAGGUGUAACUCAAAAGGGAGCUGAUAACUUAAAUGAUAAAUUGUUAAUGUCUAAAGAAAUCGAAAAGGAUAAAAAAGAAAAUGAAAGUUUUAAGAAAUUUAUGAUAUCAAGUGAUAAUUGUAAGAAUGGGAUCAUACAUUCUAUUCAUGCAUAUAAAGAAGGCAAAGAAAAACAAAAUGAUGCAGAUAGCCGAGUGGUCAUUCAAAAAGGUAUGAGUAAAAGUGUGUUACAUGAGGAAGGGGAGGUUAUCAAAAAGAAAGAAGAAGACCAAAAAAAUGAAAAGGAUGACAAGGAUGAUAGGUGGGAUGAUAAAAGGGGUAUCCUUUCACACAAACAAUUAGACAUAAAUAUAAUUAACAAUAGAUUAAAUUCCAAAUUUACUUUAAAAAAAGGUUGUAAAGAAAAUUUUAUUAAAAAUAUGUUGUUUAAUAAAAUAAAUGUACAACAAAAAGUAGAUACGGAUGAUGAUGAUGAUGAUGAUGAUGAUAAUGAUGAUGAUGAUGAUGAUGAUAAUGAUGAUGAUGAUGAUGAUGAUAAUAAUAAUAAUAAUAAUAAUAAUAAUAAUAAUAAUAAUAAUAAUAAUAGUAACAAAUAUGAAGAAAAAAAUAAAAGUAAUGAUGAAAAGAAAAAACAAGUUGAUAAGAAUGAUAUACCAGAAUAUACAAUUUCAGAAAUAAAUAUUUUAAAGAACGAAGAUAUUAAAAUAAAUAAAACAAAUAAACAAAAAAUUCAGUUGUUAGGAAAAAAAGAAAGUGAAAAAGGAAAAAAUAAAGAAAUUGAAAAAACGAUGAAUAAUAUACAAAAAAAGAAGUUACCAUCAUUAAAAAAUUUAUUAAAAAUGAAAGAAGAAUAUUAUUUUAAAAAAUUCUCAAAAAUGAUUAAAAAAAAAAGUAUUUUAGAAGAAUGUGUAUCUAGUAUACAGAAGAAGCAAACUAGUAAGUGUAUAGAAAAUUUUGAUGAAAAUUCAAGUGAUGAAUUUAUAGAUACUAAACAUAGUAAUUCUAUAAAAUGUGAUGAGAAAAUAUCUAAAAGAACAGUACCACUUGUAUUAAAUAAGUUGUCUAAAAUUAAAUUGUACAAUACAAAAAAAUUCCCUAUCCUAAUAAAAAAGCAAAAUUUUAAAGAACAUAUUAUUAAUAUAAAAGAAAAAGAUGCUUUGAAAACAAAUAAGAAAUCUACUAAUAAUUUAUAUCUUGAAAAUAUCCUAUUGAAAAGGAAUGGUAAUAAACAUAUUUUAAAAACGGGUAUGUCUAAUGAUAUACAAGAUGUGGUACCAAAAGAAACGUUAUUGAUGGGUGAGUUUUUCAAAAGUGAGGAUAUUAAUGAAAGGGAAAUUGAAAUAAAUAAAGAACAAAAAGAUGAGGACAUAAAAAAGGAGCAUCAAGGAAUGGUUACAAAUUAUUUUACAGAUUUACUUAAUGCAUUUAAUUUUGUUAAUACUCCAAAGGAGGUAGGUAGCUUUUUUGAUUUAAAAAAUAAGGAGGAUAAAAUAUUAUUGGAUGAGAAUUUAAUACGAAAAAAUUGUGCUUCACGGGAAGAUGAUAAAAGUGACGAUGAAAAAGAACAUUCACUAGAAAAGGCAAAUAAUAACAGAGAUGUGAUGAAGUUACAUAUAAAACCAAUGAAUUCAGAGAUGAUAAUGGAAGGAAAUAAUAUAAAUGAUGAAAAUAUAAAAAAGGAUAAUAUUAUUCCUAAUAAUAGUAUAAAUAUGCAAGAAAAUAAAUUACAAUAUAUAAAAACCUUGAGAAGUUUAACUUUAAACAAAUUCCCUAUAAAGAAUAAUUUAAAAGGGUAUACAAUAAAAAAAGAAUUGUUAACAAAAAUAAAAAAGAAGAAUAAUGAAGAAAAAUGGAUAUCUAUGGAAAGUGCCGAAUCUAAAUUAAACCAAAGUAAAAACCAGAGUAAUUCAUAUAUAUGUAAAGAUCCAAUAUUACAUUUUUAUACAAAUAAAAACAAAUCCUCAUUUUUAAAAGAUCCAUCGGAUUCUUUUAUGGAAAAUAACCAUAGUAAUAUUUUACAAAAGGUACUUGAUUCGGAUUUGUCUAAUUUUAAUAAUAUGAAUAAAAAAAAAAUGAUAGCUGAUGAAAUUGCUAAGCAUACAAAUGCUUCACUUUAUAUAACUGUUAAGAGAAAGGUAUCACAAUCUUCUCUGACAAAUUCAUCAAAAAUAAUACCUAAGAUAAAAGAAAAACCCAAAUUAUCCUUUUGA
Messenger RNA from Plasmodium reichenowi, 3477 nucleotides. RefSeq lists its product as hypothetical. The coding region runs from base 1 to 3477 and encodes 1158 amino acids. NCBI's taxonomy places the organism in Eukaryota, Apicomplexa, Aconoidasida, Haemosporida, Plasmodiidae. The record is from RefSeq and is a predicted model, not a curated record. The transcript is spliced from 10 exons.